Molecule: messenger RNA, 400 nt
Organism: Staurois parvus
Lineage: Eukaryota; Metazoa; Chordata; Amphibia; Anura; Ranidae
Source: the annotation of a GenBank genome assembly
UCACCGAUCAACGGAAAGAGCCGAAGAUGUCGGCUUGGUCAUGUGAUCAGCUGUGUCCAAUCACAGCUAAUCGCUGAUCAUCAGGGCACUGAUGAUCAGUGUGCCCUGAUGAUCAGUGCAGCCCCAUCAGUGCCAGCUGUCACUGUCCAUCAAUGCCAGCUGUCAGUGAUCAUCAAUGCCACCUGCCAGUGCCCAUCAGUGCCUCAUCAAUGCCACAUAUCAGUGCCUACCAGUGCACAUCAAUGCCACAUAUCAGUGCCCAUCUGAGCUGCCUUUCAGUGUCAUCUAUCAGUGCCAGUCAGUGCCACCUAUCAAUGCCAGUCAGUGCCACCUAACAGUGCCAGUCAGUGUCGCCUAUCAGUACCAUAUAUGAGUGCUGCCUUUCAGUGCACAUCAGUGA